AGCCAUGUAAACCUUUUCCGGUGCGCGGUGUCUCCUCAUCGUCACGGACUUGUUUAUGCCUUUGAUUUCCCCGACAGGUCGAGUCUCCUUUAAUUAUCCAACGGAGUCGUUUUAUCAGAUUGGAAACGCUCGUAUCUCGCCGGGACGUUAUCUCCGUCGGAUUUAUCACCCAGACCGCGAGCCGCGAUGGCAGAUCUGUGCGCAGCCUGCCGGGUGAGAGGGGAGGCGAAACCGAUCAUAUCCGCUGUCGUCGCCGCCUCCGUUUCAUAACAUCCGACACGAUGCCAUCCGCGGACCGCGUCUGCAGUUUCUCGGGCGCGGUGAUUUUCCGCUCAUGAGCGCGCGGCAUUUUCACCCUUGGCGUUCGCCCCGCGGGGAAUGAGCACGAUGGUGCGCGUGGUGAGCGUGCUGGGUUUGGUGAUGUUCAGCGUCGCCUUGCUCAUUCUGUCGCUGAUCAGCUACGUGUCCAUAAAGAAAGACUUCGUCUUCACCGCCCCGAAAUACGCGAAUUCGGGAGGUCCACGGAUGUACAUGUUUCACACGGGGUUUAGGUCCCAACUGGCCAUGAAGUUUCUGGACCCAGCGUUCAUGCCCCUGAACAAUGCCCUAAAUGAGAAUCUGCAGGACAAUUCUUCCAAGUGGAGGUUUAACAAGACAGCCUACGCAGAGCAAAGCAGAGAGAUCGCCCAAUACAUCGAUGUGCCCCGCAACUUCAGCCUGACCAAGAGCAGUGUCCGCGUGGGUCAGCUCAUGCACUACGACUACUCCAGCCAUAAGUACGUCUUUUCCAUCGGUGAGAACUUCCGCUCUCUGCUGCCGGACUCCUCCCCCAUUCUCAACAAGCUCUACAACACCUGCGCCGUCGUCGGGAACAGUGGUAUCCUGACAGGCAGCCGGUGUGGCGCCACCAUUGACCAGUAUGACUUUGUCUUCCGCUGCAACUUUGCGCCCACCGAGGUCUUCCGCAAGGAUGUGGGGAGGCGGACCAACCUCACGACCUUUAACCCCAGCAUCCUGGAGAAGUACUACAACAACCUGCUCACCAUCCAGGACAGGAACAACUUCUUCCUCAGCCUGAAGAAACUGGAUGGGGCCAUCCUGUGGAUUCCCGCCUUUUUUUUCCACACGUCUGCCACGGUCACACGCACGCUCGUUGACUUCUUCGUGGAGCACCGGGGACAGCUGAGGGUGCAGCUGGCAUGGCCAGGAAACAUCAUGACAUACAUCAACAGGUACUGGAAGACGAGGCAGCUCUCUCCGAAGCGUCUAAGCACGGGUAUCCUGAUGUUCACGCUGGCCUCCUCUAUGUGCAAACAGGUCCACCUGUACGGCUUCUGGCCCUUCGGUUGGGACCCCAACACGGGCAAGGAACUUCCCUACCACUACUACGACAAGAAAGGCACCAAGUUCACCACCAAGUGGCAGGAGUCUCACCAGCUCCCCACCGAGUUCAAGCUCCUCUUCAGGAUGCACACUGAGGGCGUGCUGAAACUCAGCCUCUCGCAUUGCACCUAGAGGUCAAAGGUCAGGGUCAAAAGGGUGGGAUUUUAGGGUCACUUGAAUUUGCAAAUGACUGUUGAGGCUCUUUCUGCUGUAAGAUUACAGGGAUUUAUUUAUUUUGUUGGCGGGAGGGGGGACCACUGAGGACUGGCGCUGAGGCCAGUGUUGGUAUUACAAAUGAUGAUGCCAGUAUUGAUUAUGUCAACACAGCAAAAACCGCAGCGAUGGUUUGACAUAGACAGGGUCGCAUUAGCUCUCAUAGUGUGCACAUGUGUCUGUUUGGACUUGUAGAACCUCUGCAGGUCAUAAUUCAACACUGGGAUUUUUUGUUUGUUUUUGGGUUUUUUUUGCUGUGAAUGAAAGAAUGUUUUAAUGCUAGCGAUACUUUAAGACUACAGGUAGGGUUCUCAGAAACUAGCAGGCUCCUCUACACUAAUGCAGCAACAGAGAGAGUUUCACAAGCACCACGCCCUACUGCAGCAUUCACUAGGUGUCCUGGCCGUGUGUUUCUCUAGCGGACUCGGACCUGACAACAGUUCAGGGGGAUUUCAUUCCAGGUUCACAUACAAAACUCCUGUCAGGUCAGACGUAGAUGAGCCAAGAGUGCAGAAUUUUUACUUGCAAGUAAAAAGAUUAAAGAUUAUAUAAUUCUUUGUAGAGAAAUGUUUUAAAAUCUAUGAAAAUUCAUGUUUGCUUUUUCUCUGCUUAAAUCAGUAUGUUUGAAAGGCUAAUAUAAUUAAUAUAAAAAAAAACAUGGAUACUAUAAUCAUAACCAUGGUAACUUUAUGUGCUCAUGUAUAGUUAUCUUUUAACAAUUAACAGUAAUUUAUUUAAAAUAUAAACAGUCAAAAACAUAUUAGAGGAAAGUAUUGUAGAAUAACAAUUUUAGCUUUUUGUUGUUGUUAUUUUUGAUAAAGCCCAUUUUAGCUGCAAUCAAACAUAUUAUUUAGAUGAUCAGUAUACGUACAUUUCUUUAUGUAUAGAUGUGCACAAUCAUAUACAAUACAUACACAUGCAUACGCACUGAUUAAUAGAGCUAGUUAACAGAGUAAGUCAUUUCUGUGUAGUUCUCAUUAUUUUGUUUGGGGAUAGGCAUUCUUAAUUAGAUGUUGACUCCAUGUCAAUCAGGGCCUAAUCUAUAAGAGCCAAUCCACGAUCUUAAUCCUGAGAGAGGAGUCAAAUGUAAAAUUUCAGUCAGUUCAUUAAUGAGAUUUAAAAGUUAGGCUUUCUUCUCAUUGUCAUAUGAAGAUGUGUCAUAUGUGAAUGUUAAAAAAUCAUCUGUAAUGUGAUUUGGUGUGUGUGUGUGUGUGUGAGUUAUACAUACAUGAAUGUGUGUAUAUGAAAAGAAGAGUGUGUACAGUAACUAGAAACACAAGUGAAUGUUCUUUGUAAUAGCACUACCAUCAAUACAGCAGUCGGUUAUAGAUCCCUUGCCGUUAUAUUCAACAGACACUACUAUUUAGAUCCCUUAGACCUGAACCGCUAAAACCAGUGGCUGGUAGAUCUGUAGGAGGUCGUGGUCGACUACACUGGGACGCCUCUCCUCCUCUGGACAAACAGGCACCAUGAAUCAUAAAGAUAAGAGUGUAAACCUGUGUGGGCUCUGGGUAAGAACAGCGGGUGUUCGUGUCGGGACUGGUCCGGGGAGGGGGAACCAAGACUACCCGCAGGUCCUGUUAGUGCUCCAUGAUACUCAGACACACCGUAUUUUAGCGGAUUAAUGAAAUAUUCCGGUAUUCCAGCUCGGUGACCCGUGGUCCAUCCGUACCUCAAGAUGAGCACUGGGGAAAUGAAACAGACUCUGAAGCUCAGAGUAACACAAAUCGGCACUCAACUACACAAACCGCAAUAACCACAAGACACACCGACACACUGGACACCUCACAGAGCUGUAGAAGUACUAUUUUUCUAUGCAGUGAGAUGAGCUAUUUUUUCUGCCCUCUUCACACACGAACGAGCUCCAGAAACGCAUUAAGCACUGUAGAUGAAAAGGAGCUGGAAGAACAUUUAACAUCCAAGUUUGCCCAUCACUUAGCUUUUCACAGAGCUUUCACUGACUAUAUGUGAAAGUAUAAUAACACCGAUGUUUUACAGAGGUAUCCUUAGAUAUUUCAUUUUGAUUACUCAAAAUACAUUGUUUUGAAUAAAUUUUUUUUUUUUUCUGAUAUACCAGAUUCAUAAAAAUAUCAGUAAAACUCUAUGUUUUAUGAGUGUUUUAAGUUUCAUUUCUGUGUAAUUUAUAAACCAGAAGGUAUUACUUAAACCCCCAGGAAAUUUCUGAAGCUUGAAACUCCAAAUUAAUGUGUGAAAUCAAAUUUUUCAAAACAAAAUGUAAAGAAAGACUUAUGCCACUCACAUGGCUUAUACAUUAAUGGUACAUCAGUAAUUUACCAAAGAUCUGUAGUCACAGGACAGCCAGGUGCACAAUGGACACACAGUCACUCUCUUAUUACCAUAUUUCACCUGAAGAGCUUGGGUGCACAUUUUUUUUCUGUUAUCUGGAAUCAUUUGGAAAUGUCCUCCUGAAUUACAGCUGUAUGUAUGCCCAGCCCUGAGGCUCAGUAACUAGAUAUGUUAUGGUUUGUGUGUCGUAAUCUUGUGUCUGGUUAUUAGUUGUUGCAUUUCGGACACGUGUAUCUUCUUUAAGGGGAACGUGAAGGGCGGUAUGGUGUUAGUAAUGAGUCGUGCGGGUGAAGAAUCUGUUUGACAGGAGAAAACACUGCUCAGAAACAACCCUCCACGAUGUCCCACAACACCUGGUAUUUACUUCUUUGUCCUUGUGUGAACGUUUGAAGACUUUUAUUUUCGUUUAAUCUGUUUGAUUUUUUCUGUGAAUCCUGUGCCAUGCAGCUUUAUAAUCUUGUGCAAAAGCAGUGCAAUGCAUUAUGUCUCAUAAAUCCCAAUUGUGCAGGUAUGCGUGAGUGUGUAGAAAAGGCAGAACACACCAGUGUCUGGUGUCAGACGCAUUCUUCCCUGCAGACACUCCCAUGCCUUGCCUGUAUGCACCAAGGUAUAACAAACUGAUGCUUACUUCUACAUGCACACACACACACACACACACACACACACACACACACACACACAUGUAUGCACACCCACACACAUCUAAACACAAUAAUAUUUAUAAUAGCUAUGAUACAAAAACAUCACUGCUAUGACAAAAUGGGUUUGCCUUGACUUAAGAAAAAUUGGUCAUCCAGGGGUGGUAACUACAUCCAUGUCUGCAAAUGAGCUACAUUCUUCCUUCCUUUUCUGUCACUGGGUCACUGUAUGGAGAAGGUACUGUAUCUGUAUGGGUCACUGUAUGGAGAAGGUACUACAUCUGUAUGGGUCACUGUGUGGGUCACUGCAUGGAGAAGGUACUGUAUCUGUAUGGGUCACUGUAUGGAGAAGGUACUACAUCUGUAUGGGUCACUGUAUGGAGAAGGUACUACAUCUGUAUGGGUCACUGUAUGGAGAAGGUACUGUAUCUGUAUGGGUCACUGUAUGGAGAAGGUACUACAUCUGUAUGGGUCACUGUGUGGGUCACUGCAUGGAGAAGGUACUGUAUCUGUAUGGGUCACUGUAUGGAGAAGGUACUGUAUCUGUAUGGGUCACUGUAUGGAGAAGGUACUGUAUCUGUAUGGGUCACUGUAUGGGUCACUGUAUGGGUCACUGAAUGGAGAAGGUACUACAUCUGUAUGGGUCACUGUAUGGAGAAGGUACUGUAUCUGUAUGGGUCACUGUAUGGAGAAGGUACUACAUCUGUAUGGGUCACUGUAUGGGUCACUGUAUGGAGAAGGUACUGUAUCUGUAUGGGUCACUGUAUGGAGAAGGUACUACAUCUGUAUGGGUCACUGUAUGGGUCACUGUAUGGAGAAGGUACUGUAUCUGUAUGGGUCACUGUAUGGAGAAGGUACUGUAUCUGUAUGGGUCACUCUAUGGGUCACUGCAUGGAGAAGGUACUGUAUCUGUAUGGGUCACUGCAUGGAGAAGGUACUGUAUCUGUAUGGGUCACUGUAUGGGUCACUGCAUGGAGAAGGUACUGUAUCUGUAUGGGUCACUGUAUGGAGAAGGUACUAUAUCUGUAUGGGUCACUGUAUGGAGAAGGUACUACAUCUGUAUGGGUCACUGUAUGGAGAAGGUACUGUAUCUGUAUGGGUCACUGUAUGGAGAAGGUACUACAUCUGUAUGGGUCACUGUAUGGGUCACUGUAUGCAGAAGGCUUCUGUGCUUUUCUUUGACUUUCAUUGUUUUUCUUCUUUUCAAUCAUAACAUGUUCAGAAAGUUGUUUUUCUGUUUGUUUUUUGUUUGUUUUGCUUCCAUUUCUGUGCUCACAUACAUGACAGAAUGAUGUAAACUACCAGAGAGAACUACCUAACCGAACAUCAGAUGUUAGUGUUGAAUAUUCUUAAUAUGUAACAAUAACAUCUUUUAAUCUUAAUACAGUAAAAGUAGAUAUUUGUGAAUUUUCUUUUAGAUGACUUUUCUAUUCAUUUUGAAGGCUGGUUGGACGUACGGAACACCAGUGCACUUGUUUAAUUUGUCAUGAUGACAAGAGAGUGCCGUCCAGUAAAAUUCAGGAUCAUGAA
Molecule: messenger RNA, 6071 nt
Organism: Electrophorus electricus (electric eel)
Lineage: Eukaryota; Metazoa; Chordata; Actinopteri; Gymnotiformes; Gymnotidae
Gene: st8sia3
Product: ST8 alpha-N-acetyl-neuraminide alpha-2,8-sialyltransferase 3
Biological process (GO): N-glycan processing; oligosaccharide metabolic process
Molecular function (GO): alpha-N-acetylneuraminate alpha-2,8-sialyltransferase activity
Source: RefSeq, a predicted model, not a curated record